AUGUCCGUCUUCACCAUCGUCCACCGAGCCCUCCCACCACUCUCCCUCUGGAAGAGACGAACAAGCCUAAAAGGCAAAGCGCCUUCCACAGAGAUCGAGAUCAGCGAAAAGAACAACCUUCCAGAAUCUACCCCUGUUCCAAACCCCGAAUAUGACCUCAUGCACCGUGACGUCUAUACCACCGUUCAGGUAGCGGUGAGCGCAGACGCAGAAACACAGCCAACCCCACCCCCGGAAAUCAUCCCGGAUGCCAGACCCGAGUGCCGGGCUUCCUCCAGCGAGACACUUCCCACGCGCGCACAGCUCGCCCGCGCUGUCAGUUGGGCUAGUAUUGUCCGCAGUCAGGAUCGGUGGACUGCCGAGCAGGAAAAGGAACUCGUGCAUGCGCAGAGACAGUUGGAGAAAUGUCAAAAGGCCUGGAGUUCUGAGCAAGAGGUCUGGUUGGUCUAUGUCCAAGCAUUGAGCGAGGAAAAAGAAGCACAUACGGGAUUCCUCUCUGCUCGCCACCGACAACAAGGCGAGGAGCAGCAUCAGUUCCGCAAGGCGUGGAAACGACGUCGAUCAUCGGGCGAUGAAGAGUCUCACCAGUCUGAGACCGAGACUGCCAAUCGACUGGGAAAAUUGCGUCGCUUACAGCGCUAUUCAUAUUCAGGGCAGCAAUUGGGCGCUGGGACGGCUCUAUCGGUUAAAGGAUGA
Penicillium brevicompactum is the source of this 696-nucleotide messenger RNA. RefSeq lists its product as uncharacterized. The transcript has 2 exons. Bases 1 to 696 code for a protein of 231 amino acids. The record is from RefSeq and is a predicted model, not a curated record. NCBI's taxonomy places the organism in Eukaryota, Fungi, Ascomycota, Eurotiomycetes, Eurotiales, Aspergillaceae.